This is a messenger RNA of Sceloporus undulatus (fence lizard), 1928 nucleotides long. RefSeq names its product maelstrom spermatogenic transposon silencer (gene MAEL). The record is from RefSeq and is a predicted model, not a curated record. Lineage: Eukaryota; Metazoa; Chordata; Lepidosauria; Squamata; Phrynosomatidae. Gene Ontology annotation, biological process: negative regulation of DNA-templated transcription; spermatogenesis; piRNA processing. Gene Ontology annotation, molecular function: sequence-specific DNA binding. Gene Ontology annotation, cellular component: P granule; nucleus. Bases 682 to 1752 code for a protein of 356 amino acids. The transcript has 12 exons.
UUGUAGUUUAUUGUGGCAAUAGAGCUCUCUGACAGAGAAGGAUAAAUGUCUCACAAAACUACAGUUCCCAGAGUUCCCUAGCAUUGUGCUGCUGCAGUUAAAACGGUCUCAAACUGGAUUGUUCCUGCAGUAUGUUCUGGGGCACAGAAAACUAACAUUCACGUUUUUUGGUCGUGCUCCAAAGGGAGGACAUUUUGGAAUGCCUCUUGGACAGAAAGCUGAAAUGGAGGACAGGCCCUUGGAAAGGAGGACGCACAUUCACCUUGGUGGAGGAAUCAAUAACAUGAAGUCUCCCAAUGAAGUUCCUGAUAAGCCUCUCCAAACUGGGCCUUGUUUUCCUCUCUAGUGAAUUCAGUGUUGGAUGACGACUGGAGAGCUGGAUUCGAAUCUCCACUCACACACUGGGUCACCUUGGGCAAGUCACACUCUCUCAGCCUCAGAUGUGGCAAUGGCAAACUCCUGGAGACACUUACCAAGAAAAUCCCAUGAUUAGGUUCACCUUAGAGUUGCCAUAAGACAGAAACGCACACAUCUUUGUGCUUUAAAAUGAAGUUGUCUGAGUUAGUAAUAAGCAGUUUGUGAAGACGAAGGCUUUUAUUUUAAGUAUCCCAAAAGUGCUGCUGGUGUUUUUUAAGAAGCUGAUGGUUGCUGACUGAGGAGCAAAAAGAAAAGUAUGCAGAAAUGGCUCGCCAGUGGAAGGCUGAGAAAGCGAGAGUAGCAGCAGAAAAGGCAUCCAGACCAGUUCCAGCAUCUCUUCCCACACAAGCCCAGGAAAGAGUUCCUACAAACUUCACCAGUCCACUUCAAAAGUGUGAUCAAGUUAUGCUUGAAACCUCAUUCUACUUCCUGAAUAUCUUGAGCCAUGGAAUGCUGCCCCCUCAUUGCAAUCAGCGUUUUCUCCCUUGUGAAAUUGGCUGUGUCAAAUAUUCUCUUCAGAAAGGCAUAAUUGCAGACUUCCAUCGUUUUAUAAAUCCUGGAGUGGUACCUCGAGGUUUUCGAUUUCAUUGCCAGGCUGCAAGUAAUUAUUUACCAAGAAAGUUGGAAAGUGAUCCAUAUAUAUUCAGUGAUGCUACACACAAAAUUCCUUUAUCAGGAUUUGACUUUGCAACUGCAGAUCCUUCUGUUGUGUUGCAUGAAUUGUACACAUUCAUCCAGCCACGUUGGGGUACCUGGCCACCUGUAUAUUGUAAGUCUGAUGACCAAUUUAGAGUCCGUUGGUGCUUGAAGCACAUGGCUAAAGAAGCAGGUGCUGUAAAUAAUCUGGAGAUUCUCAACGUGGAGGAUCUUAUUAUAGAGUUGUAUUAUCAGAAGCUUCAAAAAGAGCCUUCUAAGAGUUGGGUGUGCAACACAUUGGAUGCUGCCAUGUGGGAUUAUUCAACCAAUACUAGGUGCCAGUGGCAUGAAGAAAAUGAUGUUCUAUUCUGUGCUCUUGCUACUUGCAAAAAGAUUGCAUACUGCAUCAGCAGUUCCCUAGCAGAUAUGUUUGGCAUACAGCUAACUGCAUCUCAUUUACCUCUGCAUGAAAGCAACUCCAAAAAAACAGUGAACCCUAAGAUGGUCGUACUGGAUGCUGGACGUUUCCAGAAAAUCACAACUGAGUGCACUGGAAAUUAUAGGUACAUCACACCACCAAAUCAGGAUCAGGGUACUGGUCGUCCUGCAGGAGUGAAGACAAUGUAUGAACCAGCUACUAGAUGCGGAAGAGGAAUUGCAAGGUUUUUUGGAAGCAUUUCUAACCAGUCCAGCAGCUAGAUGGUCAUAUUAAAGUGCCUCCUAGCCAGAACAUCUCUUUAUGAUUCCUGACAUCUUUGAAAAUUCAAAGGCAUUACAAUUCUGUGUCUUUCAUAUUAAAUGCUUGUUGUCCUUAGUGGAAUGAGGAGAAAAAAAAGUUCCAUUAUUUUUAUUACUAUUAUUAUUAUUAUUAUUAU